AUGUUGCGCCAGGACUACAGUCGCAUUGACCCGAAGCGUCGCAAUACCGUGGACCACAGAAAGACGCCGUUCGCGAUUCCGCAGUACAAGGACACCGAGUAUCCUCACCGACUGAACUUUUACACCGACGCGCCGACGGCCGACAUCACCCUUGAGCAGUUUGAACAAUGGGCCAUUGACCGCCUACGAGUCCUGGCGGAAUUGGAGGCCUGCUCCUUUAGAAACCGCGCACCGGCUGAAACGGCCGCACACAUGAAGCCCAUUCUGGACAAGUACCUGCCGCUCGAUACGCGCGGCUCUUCUGCAGACCGACUACUCAGCCAGAGACAAAAGGACCACUAUAGUCACUUUAUCCUCCGGUUGGCAUUCUCUUCGACAGAGGACCUGCGACGGCGAUUCACGCGUGUGGAAACGAUGCUCUUCCGCUUGAGAUUCAAUAACGAUGACUUGUCUGAGCGGUCGGCAUUUGUGUCCAGUCUCGACUUGGAUUGGUGGGAGGCCGUGACAGAUGAUGAGAAGAGGGAGUACGCCUCGGAUUUGGCCGCCAUGGCGACGGGUCCCAAGAAAUCUGCCGCCGAGGACGAAAUGUGGUUCAAGGUGGACUGGGAGAGGGUGCCAGAGUUGGUUGACGGGCGGAGGGUAUUUUUGAAGCAGGGCAAGGCGUAUGUGCCGGCGAGGGAGCAGUCCAGCAUGGUGGUGGCGGAAUUUUCGUCGCGCUUGGAGAAGCAGCUCGAGAUGACUGCGCGCGCUCUGCCGCGUCUAGACGAAGACGACCGUCUGACACCCAUCCUGAACCACCUCUCCAAGAAUUUCAUCACCCCCGACUCGGCGUACACAUCCAACUCGUCGGCCCCCGCUGGCGCCCAAAUCACCGCCUCCAACAUCGACAAUCUCUCCCAGCACUUCCCGGCGUGCAUGUCCCACCUGCACCGCUCCCUCCGGCGAGACGCCCACCUCAAGCACUUUGGACGCCUGCAGUACACGCUGUUCCUUAAAGGCAUCGGCUUGAAUCUCGAGGAGUGCCUCAUGUUCUGGCGCAGCUCGUUCCACAAAAUCACCGACGACCAGUUCAACAAGGACUACAGAUACAAUGUGCGUCACGCGUACGGCGACGUGGGCGGCGACUCGAACAGGCGAGGAGGCGGCUACAGCCCCUUUAGCUGCCAGAAGAUUCUGACAGAGCACCCCCCUGGACCGGGGGAGGCGCACGGCUGCCCGUACAGACAUUUCGACAUGGAGAAUCUGACGGCGCUGGUGCAGGCGAUGGGUGUUUCUGACCGAUCCGUGCUGCAAGGCGUCAAGGAGGACAAGGAGACUCAGAAGUACCACAUGGCUUGUAAUAGGGUGUUUGAGCACCUCCAUAAAGCUGAGAUUAAAAAGGCCAAGGAUGAGGGCGUCAUGACGUCGAAUCAGCUCGAGACUAUUGUUCACCCGAACGAGUACUUCAAGAGGAGUUAUCUGCUGAAGAAUCUGGGAAAGGAGAGUGACGUGAAGAUGGAGGAGUAG
Molecule: messenger RNA, 1506 nt
Organism: Metarhizium brunneum ARSEF 3297
Lineage: Eukaryota; Fungi; Ascomycota; Sordariomycetes; Hypocreales; Clavicipitaceae
Biological process (GO): DNA replication, synthesis of primer; DNA replication initiation
Cellular component (GO): alpha DNA polymerase:primase complex
Source: RefSeq, a predicted model, not a curated record